AAUCAUGUCGUCCAGUGAUAGAUUAAUUUUAAGUAUAGGUACACAAAUAGAAUCGGAUAAGAUUACAGAUCGCCGAAAAGGUUAUGAAGCUCUCUCUCAUAUUUUGACAAAAAACUUAGAACUGAAUAAUCCAGACGAUGUGUGGUCUAAGUUAUUUAAUUCUAUCAAUUUUUGUCUGCAACAGGUUUGUGCCAAAUUGAAUGAAGAUGUUUCUGUUGGUCAUGCAUCUCAGAUCCAAAUUAGAGAUAAAUCUAGUCAUUAUUUACAAGAGGUUCUUAUGCUGGCAAAUAGAGGAAAAUAUAUCGUGGAACAGUUUUUAGAAGCUUUAUCAACUAGGCCUGUGUUGAAACAAGGAGGAGAUAUUUAUCUUGUUGCUCUUGUUAAAACAAUAUCAAUAAAAAAUUUGUAUGAUGAUUGUACACCUGCACAAUGGAUUGAGUUGUGUGAAUUCUGUAUGAAACAUCUCAACAAUACAAAUUCAAACCUCGAUCUUUCAACAUUGGUAAAAAUAUUAAAAUUCGUUGUCUGCAACGGUUGCAAAGGCUCCAAACUUGCCAUUAAGCUUCUUAAAUUUUUGCCAAACGUUAUAAAGCUAUUUGAUGUGAGUUGUAUUAAAACAUCAAAGCAUUUACAAGAAGAAAUAUUUAGUUUAACAAUUGCCAUAUGCGAUGAAAUUUCAACAAAUUUUCCAAGAACGUUUUGUGCAUUUGCGAAUGAUAUCACACCAAAGUUGUUAUUGUUGUAUGAUUCUUCGGAUGGAAAUAAUGAGAAAAAGAUUUUAGGACUUCUAGAUAUUAGAAACUUUUAG
Ctenocephalides felis (cat flea) is the source of this 808-nucleotide messenger RNA. RefSeq lists its product as uncharacterized. NCBI's taxonomy places the organism in Eukaryota, Metazoa, Arthropoda, Insecta, Siphonaptera, Pulicidae. The transcript has 6 exons. The record is from RefSeq and is a predicted model, not a curated record. The coding region runs from base 5 to 808 and encodes 267 amino acids.